Molecule: messenger RNA, 2588 nt
Organism: Diuraphis noxia (Russian wheat aphid)
Lineage: Eukaryota; Metazoa; Arthropoda; Insecta; Hemiptera; Aphididae
Product: UDP-glucosyltransferase 2-like
Molecular function (GO): UDP-glycosyltransferase activity
Source: RefSeq, a predicted model, not a curated record
UCUGCGCCUCUUAUAGGUUCGACGUCGAUGAUGAUGAUGUGGCCCCAAUUGAACAGUAGCUCCAGGGGAACGAUCCUUAGCUGUACACCCUUAAUGCCAGAAUUAAUCUGUUUAUUAAACCGUGCGCCAUUCGGUCAGCAUCCGGUCUGAUGAUUUUUCACCGAACCACGUAUAUCGCCCGUCGUAUAAUAUAGCAAUAGUACCGGAUGCAUCGUGCAACUAGGCGGUUCAUACGUCAUUUUUUUCACACCGACUGCGCGACCGAACCGAUACCAUAAAUAUGAUUUGAAUACAGUAUUACAAAAGAUCGUUUUUGAAAAAAAUGAAAUCACAUAUAAUUUUUUUYUGUAUCAGCAUACAAUUCUUAUUUUAUAUCGAUAAAAAAAAUAUGCCUAGUAUACCUUGUACAUAAUAUCAUCAUACUGGUUAAGUUAAAUACGUUUAUUGAUAUAUAGCGACUAUACGUCUAUACACACUAUCUAUUCAAGUUAAAUUUACUCACUGGCCUCUGAGUCWAUAACUAUGAAAACGACGUGACAAUAUGCAGCUURCUAAACGUAUGUGAUAAAYGAUAAUCUACACUGUAUAUGCUUUGURACACCUAUCGUGACGGACGUGACGUUCACACAAGUUUUUAUCGUUCGAGUGGUUAAACUUAGAUCGAAUAAAUUUUAAGAUGUUUACUGUUUAUUUCAUAUUAACAUUUAUUAUUUUAGUGAUGAUUUGAUUGAAGUAUCCUAUAAAUGAAAAAUAGUCAUUGCAAUAUAAUUGGUAUAUGGAUGUAUGGAUUUAAUCUUCUCAAAUUGUGUAUGCUUUAAAUGYGACCGGCAAAGAUUUUAUAUUAUUGUGUAUGUAGUAGUCACAUAUUAUACGAAAGUUUCUUCUUUGGUGCUCGAGUAAACAUUCAACACAUCAUAAAAAACGGUGAAAAACCAUGUCGAGCUUCGUGUCAAUGUUGAUUGUAUUUUGUGCGUGUCCAGCAAUAUUCCAGUGGACCGAAGUCGGUGCCGCGAACAUCCUAGCGGUGCCUACGGUGCCAGACAAGAGUCACUGGAACAUGAUGCGACGCGUGCUGCGAGUGCUGACGGACCGCGGCCACAACGUGACAGUGUUCACUUCGUCCCUGGACGGUAACCGGGAAGGUUACACAGAGGUGGACGUGUCUGCAGUGCAAAGGCCACCGCUCUUGGACGUGGAUGCCACGUACCUGAUUGAAACGAUCAGCAGCACGCGGAACUUGAUGCCGAUCAUGGUGAACAUCACACGAGCGAGUUGCGAUGCGAUUUACGGACACCGACUGAUGGCGGACAUCAUGAACGGGGUGGGCCAACAAUUCGACUUGGUAGUCACCGAACCGUUUAUGUCAGAGUGCGUGGCGUACGUGGCCACCGUUCUUGGCGUGCCUAUGGUGCACGUGUUGUCAUCGCCGCUCGCGUCGUUCCACGAACGUCCGCUGACCGGACACUUCUCGAACCCGGCGGCCGCGGGGCACUUGCUGUCUGGCCACGGAACUCCCAAAACGUUUGCAGAACGAUUUGCCAACGCGGCGCUAACGGUGUACUGUUCAACGUUGACGUGGUACGCCGAAUGGAAGCAGCGGCGGACAGACCCUCGGCCUUACGAUGCCGUCSAUCUGGUCAAACCGUCGGUGAUUUUCACCAACACGCAUUUCAUCAGCGAACCGUCUAGACCGCUGACGCCGGACAUCGUACAAAUCGGCGGCAUACAUCUAACCCCACCCGAACCGAUACCAAAGGAUAUUUUGGAAUUCAUCGAAGACGCGACACACGGAGUGAUCUACUUUACAUUUGGAUCUAUAGUUUCGAUGUCGUCGUUACCGGAAAACGUUCAGGGCGCGUUCCGGGAGGCGCUGUCCAGGGUUCCGCARAAGGUGUUGUGGAAAUACGAUGGUGAAAUGAAAGACAAACCAAAGAACGUUAUGACUCGUAAAUGGUUUCCACAACGUGACAUACUUAUGCAUCCUAAUGUAAAACUGUUUAUCAGUCAUGGAGGAAUGUCUGGAGUGUACGAGGCAGUGGACGCGGGUGUGCCUGUAYUAGGAUUCCCGUUCUUUUACGAUCAAUCGAGAAAUAUUGACAACUUGGUAGUUGCCGGUAUGGCGAUCAGUAUAGACCUGUUAUCAGUCACUGAAAAAACGUUGUUCAACGCCGUUUCUAAGAUGGUCAACAACGAUAGGUAUCAGAAAAACGCCAAAAUUGCUUCCAAGUUGUUUAAAGAUCGACCCAUGUCGCCUGCAGAAUCUGUGGUYUACUGGACGGAUUACGUUUUGCGUCAUAAAGGAGCGCCACACUUAAAAUAUCAUGGUCUGAAUCUGACGUGGUACCAAUACUUUUUGAUUGAUGUAAUCAGCACACUUUUAGUCAUUGCGUUUGUCGUCUCGAUAUUACUUUAUUAUGGCGUAAAAACUGUUUGGAAGCACAUUUCUAAAUUUUUCUAUACCAUAAAAGCAAAACGAGAAUAAAAUAAAAUUACGCAAAUAAUACACAUGUUUUAACUAAUCAAAAUAAUUUAUGGGUACAUCAUUAUUUUCGUGAUUUCCUAUGUUAUAUAUUUAUUUAUUUAUUUUU